AUGGGUAUCGGAGAUUUCGAUGAGCGAGACUUCGAUCUUGACAUUUCUGAAGAUGUACACCAAGAGAUCUCCGAUAUACUAUCAACUCUGGUUCCAUCCGCUACUGCAGGACCAACUACUCGAGUUGAUUCAGCUGAAGUAGAUGCAUCAAAAGACGUAGGACCAACUAACGAAGUUGAUGCGUCUACCGUCAUCGGUGAAUGUGAUCAACCUGAAGGUCUGGGUUUCUUACUUCUGGUAAGUCCCCCAGCUGAAGUUGAACCACCAGCCACUGCUCCUCCAACUUCUGCUAUUAUCGAAGCUGGACCUGUUGUGCCUUUCACUCCGAUUCCAGUGGAUCAUGAAGUAGGAGGGUCGAAUGUUACGGUAGAAGAGCAACCUCCUGCUACCUCAGCUCAACUUGAACAUGCUCCUCAAGAUCUUGGCGACUUAGACCCGAAGUCGUCAAGAAUUGUAAUUGAACAACAGCUUGACGUAAUGAAUCCACCGCCCAGCAUUACCUCUACACAAACUUCGGAUGUCGUGGAGCAGGUCUCAGCCUCGACAAGUCAAGAUCUUUCUUCAUCAUUGUCCGAUUGCAUUCGAGCUUUAUUGGCAGAUGAAGAUCCGGACAAAAUUGCCCUUUGCAUUGACAUCCAAAGCUUCAUUCUUUUCUUAAACGCCAUGGUUGAUCGGAUUCUCCUUAAAGGUUCACCAUUUGAACUUUUCCAGAAGUCUCUCGAUCAUCAUGUGUCAGGAAUUAAAGAACAGGGGUGCGCCGAAUUGUCUAACUCUCUUGAAGCUUAUUUGGUUGAUCUUAAACAACACAUCAAGCAGUUGCAGAAUUUCCGAGCUAAUGGCGCGUCUUCUUACAUCACUUCCGAAAUGGACCUGAGGCUACAAGCAUGGCGUGAUUCUCAGAAAUCUGUUGAAUCCGAACUUCAAAUACUGAAGACUCGUAUUAAUCAACUUCGGGUAAGCGCCUCCAAGAAGACACAAAUCAAGGCAGAUCUAUAUCGUAACUUGGAAUCGCGUCGGGCAGUGGUAGCCGAAUUAGAAAAGAGACUUGCUGAAGCUAGAGAAGCUUGUGAAGUUUUAGAGUCUGAUCUGGCGGAAGUAACUCAAGCUGAAGUGAGUACAUUACGGCAACUGAAUCUUCAAGACAAAAUUUUUGCUGACAAGGAACAAGAAGCCGCCAAAAUCCGCAGCAUCGAUGAAAGGAAAUUUAAAGCCAAUCUGAUACCUGAGCUCGAACUGGCUUAUGCGACAAGGCUUUCCCAAUUAGAAGAUGAACUCCGCCACUAUAAAUUAUUGUAAUUUUAAGAACAUACAUUUAUUUUUUAUGCUGUUUUAUUUGAACUCUUUUGGUUAAUACA
Asparagus officinalis (garden asparagus) is the source of this 1355-nucleotide messenger RNA. RefSeq lists its product as uncharacterized. The record is from RefSeq and is a predicted model, not a curated record. NCBI's taxonomy places the organism in Eukaryota, Viridiplantae, Streptophyta, Magnoliopsida, Asparagales, Asparagaceae. Bases 1 to 1296 code for a protein of 431 amino acids. The transcript has 4 exons.